AAAAAAAAUUUUUUUUAUUCUCUUUUUGUUUAUAUAAAUUAUAAUUCAAAAUCCUUGUGCAAUUUUUUUUUUUUUCCUUUUACUUAGGGUUAGAGGAGGUGACAAGCUUAUGUAUACGGGCAAACAUACUAAAAGAUUUAUUCUUUAAUAAUGAACAUAUACCCGUGGGAAGGUCUGAGGAAAGCCGUUAAACAUCUUUGCUGGAUAACCUGUGAAAAUGGGGGCAGUGCUACCAGAAAUUCUAUCCUCUUGAACCUUUAUAACCUUUGAAGGAUGUUAAGUUCUGAUGGGUUGGUUUAGGAUGGUUUACUGUAAUGGCCUGUGGGCGGUAAUGCUAUGAAGUGCAAUACAUGAGACCAGUUUAUCUGGUAACUCAAUUCAGACUACUCUGUCUCCUCUUCUUUCCUUCUCUCUCUUUUUAUAUUUAUAUAUUAACGAAAAUGAAAAAAAAAACUAUUUAUUAUACUAUAUAUUUCUUUGGAAAUGUAUACUUUUAUGUUUUAUUCUAAUGGUAGCAAUUAUGAUUACGAUCAAGUAAACAGACCGAAUCACACCUUUAAUGAGUAAUGCUUUCUGGGGGUUUUUUUUCCUUAUUCAAAUAAAUAUUUAUUUUGUAAUAGAAUGGUGUCAGUAAAUAUAUACGUAUGUCUGUUGCAAUUUGAUCCUUAUAAAAGAAACCGUUAAUAAGAUAAUUAUCUAAAGAAAGUGAUUCCUUAAAAUAGAUAGAUAUUAACCAAUAAGAUAAAUAGAAUUGGGAUGUUCCUUUAUUUCUU
Messenger RNA from Cokeromyces recurvatus, 773 nucleotides. RefSeq lists its product as uncharacterized. Lineage: Eukaryota; Fungi; Mucoromycota; Mucoromycetes; Mucorales; Mucoraceae. The transcript has a single exon. The coding region runs from base 351 to 509 and encodes 52 amino acids. The record is from RefSeq and is a predicted model, not a curated record.